Pocillopora damicornis (cauliflower coral) is the source of this 1144-nucleotide messenger RNA. Its product is annotated as DNA repair protein XRCC3. Gene Ontology annotation, biological process: telomere maintenance via recombination; t-circle formation; double-strand break repair via synthesis-dependent strand annealing. NCBI's taxonomy places the organism in Eukaryota, Metazoa, Cnidaria, Anthozoa, Scleractinia, Pocilloporidae. Gene Ontology annotation, cellular component: replication fork; Rad51C-XRCC3 complex. Gene Ontology annotation, molecular function: ATP binding; four-way junction DNA binding; ATP-dependent DNA damage sensor activity. The record is from RefSeq and is a predicted model, not a curated record.
GGCGCUCGUUUUAAACAUGUAAGCUUUUCAUCCAUGCCCACAAAUUAAAGUCCAUUUCAAUUUAAGGGAAAAGGAAUCCAUAAUGAAUAAUAUAGAAAGACUGGAUGUUCAUCCUCGGAUAAUAUCAGCGCUAAAAAAGACAAAGUUAGCAAACAAGACCACAAUUCUCUGUAUGUCAGCUGCAGAUCUGGAAAGAGUCACAAAACUUUCUUCCUUUGAUGUCUCUGUUCUUCUUAAAGCUGUUUCACUUUCACUUCCCUGUCCACCGAUGAGAACUGCUUUGUCACUUUAUAAAAAUUCACAAGGACACAGAUUGUCUCUAGGGUGCCAAAUAUUAGAUGGUUUCUUGCAUGGGGGCUUCCUGAAUGAAGGCAUCACAGAGAUUACAGGAGUUAGCUCCUCUGGUAAAACACAAGUUUGCCUUCAACUUUGCUUGUCAGUUCAGUUACCUCACGAACAAGGUGGUCUUGGAGGAGGUGCAGUUUACAUUUCAACUGAGGAUGUUUUCCCCAGCAAGAGACUGCAUCAGCUUACACAAUGCUUCACCAAGAGUCAAGUACUUCAUCCAUCAAGUUGUAAACUGAAUCUCAACGAUAACAUUUUCAUUGAACAUGCAGCUGAUGUGGAUGACUUGCAAAACAUCAUUACACAUCGCCUGCCAUUGCUGCUGAACAGAGGAGCUAUCAAGCUUGUGAUUAUUGACUCCAUUACAGCUCUUUUUCGUGUGGAGUAUUCACUUGGAGAAACUUCCAAGAGGGCAAAGGUUUUAAGGUCUUUUGGUGCACAGCUUCAAAAACUCAGUCAUCUUCACUCUAUUCCAGUGAUUUGUGUAAACCAGGUCUCUGAUGUAAUUAAAACUGAGGGGAAUGGCUCAAGAAUUGGAAAUAAAACUGUUAUUCCAGCCCUUGGACUAGCUUGGUCAAGUAUGGUAACUACAAGACUGAUGUUGUCACGCACAGAGCAAUUGAUACAGCCCAAUGAUGGUGAAAGGAACCCUGUGAUCAAGAGAUGUCUGCAGAUUGUUUUUGCACCUCACCUCCCAAGCACAUCUUGUUUCUACUACAUAGAUACUGAGGGAGUCCAUGGAUAUAAAGAACAGAAUUGUAAUGAAAAAAAAGAAAAUAGAUCAAUUCAAAGACAUUAA